This is a messenger RNA of Ceutorhynchus assimilis (cabbage seed weevil), 3510 nucleotides long. NCBI's taxonomy places the organism in Eukaryota, Metazoa, Arthropoda, Insecta, Coleoptera, Curculionidae. The record is from the annotation of a GenBank genome assembly.
UCUGUAGAGCCCCCAGCGAGGUACCCGUUUCUAAAAUCAUCAAUCGGCAAUUUUCGAUCGCCAGGUGUUUUAAAGCAGAGUAGCCGACACAACUAGCGGUAGCGGAGCGCAGUCCCGAGGGCCCAAAAAAUUCCUUCUCGGAUCUCACAGUCAGCCAAAUACAACACAUUUAUUAUCGACCCUUAUACCGCACUUAAAUGGCUUUUCUUCGUACGGUGAGCCGGUGUAGUGUAUCGAAAAAGUACGGGUUGUUGAUCGAUAAUUUAAAUAGCGGUUUCGGUGGUAAAAUCGAUGUGAAUCAGGCUGUGCGGAAAUCAACUGCAGCCGCCUCUAUACUACAAGACCAUGAAAAGCAGGCGGUCCAGAGCCCCAGCCCAAAGGAUCCAUUAGAUUUGAGUUUCGAUGAUGCCAAGGCUGCCUUCAAGAGCAAGACGAAUUGGGAGCUUAUACGAGCUCUUCUCGUCUAUCAGAUAUGCUCCUACGAGACUAUUGUUGUAAAUAACAUGAGGUUGAUGAAAAUAUUCAAGGCAAUCUUAGGAGAACAACUAUUUACUCAAUUGAUGAAGGCGACAUUUUAUGGUCAUUUCGUGGCCGGAGAAGACGAAUUCAAAAUCCGACCGAAAUUAGAAAGGCUCAGAUCGUUUGGUGUGAAACCGAUCCUAGAUUAUUCCGUCGAAGAGGAUAUUUCCCAAGAGGAAGCUGAAAAACGAGAAGUCGAAGCUUCGGUACCAGCGGCUGGUGAUCAGCUAGAAGAUGGUUCCCUGAAACAGUAUCACGUAGACAAAACUUUCGCUGACAGACGGUACAAAGUACAAUCUGCCAGGACUUACUUUUACCUCAACGAGGCUACUUGCGAGAGGAAUAUGGAGACCUUCAUUAAGUGUCUGGAGGCGAUUGCAGACUACCAGAAGAUCAACCCAGGAGCCACCUAUGGCACUGGCAUUACUGCUAUUAAACUAACUGCACUGGGCAGACCACAACUUUUGCUUCAAUUAUCUGAAGUAAUUAUGCGAACUCGUCAAUACAUGACGGAGAUAAUGGGCGGAGAAGGAAACGUCUUGAGCCAUCACACUAAACCCGAAGAGCUGGAAAAGAAGUUCGAUAAAAUUCAAGACAAGGAAUCCCUACGGAAAUUUUUGACACAAGUGACAUACGACAAAGAAGGUAUCCUCCAUCUGUUCCCAUGGUCUGGUAUCAUCGACGAGAAUCAGCAGCUCAGCAAUACCUUCCGGGUACCCGACUUGAAAACUGGCCGCAUGGCUCGACUGAUCACUCAACUGUCAACAAAGGAAGAAGAGAUGUUCAAGAAUAUGAUUAGAAGGAUAAAUACGAUUGUCAAAGCUGCUCAAGAAAUGGAUGUGCGCAUCAUGGUUGAUGCUGAACAAACCUAUUUCCAACCGGCCAUUACUCGAAUCACCCUGGAAUUUAUGAGGAAAUACAAUAAGGAUAAGGCUAUUGUUUUCAAUACAUACCAGUGCUACUUGAGGAAUGCUUUGAGUGAAGUUACUACUGAUUUGGAGCAAGCUAAACGUCAGAAUUUCUAUUUUGGUGCUAAGCUUGUACGAGGGGCUUAUUUGGAACAAGAAAGGGCAAGAGCUGCAGCAAUGGGCUAUCCCGACCCCACCAACCCCAACUUUGACGCUACCACCGAUAUGUACCACAAAACUUUGACGGAAUGCCUUAGAAGAAUCAAAGCUUUCAAAGACAAGGGCGAAGAAAAGAAAAUUGCCAUCAUGGUAGCUUCUCAUAACGAAGACACUGUACGAUUCGCCAUUGAAAAAAUGGAGGAGUUCAACAUUUCGCCCGCUGAUAAAGUAAUCUGUUUCGGACAGCUGUUGGCCAUGUGCGAUUACAUUACUUUCCCAUUAGGUCAAUCUGGCUACUCUGCUUAUAAAUACAUCCCCUAUGGACCUGUGAACGAGGUACUACCUUAUUUGUCGAGAAGAGCUCACGAAAACAAAGGAGUACUAAAGAAAAUUAAGAAAGAAAAGAGACUGCUCGCUAAAGAAAUUUUGAGACGUAUGUUUACAGGACAAAUAUGGUACACACCUAAAGGCAAUUAUACUCCAGUAUAAAUUAUUUAAAAUGCUCCUCCUUUGAAGAACCAUAUUUCGAUUUGAACGAUUUAAGAGCUGAGCCGCACCGUUUAGUCCGGCCAAAUACACAACGUAAAAAAAAGUCGUUUGUAGAUACAAUAAGUAGCUUAAACUCAAAAAAAAACUGUCCCAAAAUUCGAUUUUUUCCACAAAAAUGUAAAGCAUCACUCGAUAAGGUCUGCGUGAAGUUUGGAACGGCCUAUUAUAAGUUCUAAACAGUCAAUUAAGUAAUUUUCAAAAAAAAGAAGUCUGAUGGUUAGUAGGUUUUUUUUAGGUAUUUGGGCAGUUUAAAAGCGUACCUGGGGUUUAUUUAAAGUGUCUUUUUGUGGCAAUAAAUUGUUCUAUGUUGCUGGUUGAUAUAGAAUUGUGGCAAGAAAUUAAGAAAAAAAAUAGAGGAUGUUCAAAGAAGCUUUUAAAUUUCCCCAGCUAAGUUUCACGCAGACUAAAAAUUUACUAGUGUUUUUUUUUUGCUUAAGAAAAAUAUAAAACUUGUACAGAGUAAACUUUGUAUGAAUGUUAUUGGUGUAUACGACCCUUUGCAACUAGGUAUAGAAAUUGAAUACUCUGCUACUGUUUUUAAUUUGUUAUGUAAGAAGUAUGAUCUUAUUACUCACAAACUUGACUAUUAUAUUACUAAAAUAUCCCAGGGGUUCUUGAUUAAUUAAACAAUAUGUAUUUGGAUUUUUGUCUCGAAGUAAAAAAUUAUGUUUCAAAAGACAAAUUGUUACAUAACAAAUGAAUAUUAUUUUGACAAAACGAUCCUUUUGUCUUAAUUUAUUAUUAUAUUAUCUGUUAGUUUUAACAUUAUUUAUUAUAACCUUCAAAAUUGUUACGCAAUAAUGUCUACUAAAGCAUUGUUGAACAACUAUUUGCAGGAUAUAUUAUCAAUGUUUUUGAAUCCUCCUCCCUUUUCCCCAUUAUUUAUUUCAAAAUUUCCCUCCCUGUAGUUUUUUCUUUGAUAUUUUUUCGGUGUUACGAUAUUAUUUUUAAAUACUAUGCGACUCAGAACUUAAACAAAAAAAGAACACACCGAUUAUUUAUCAAUUAAUGAAUUUGUGUAGCCUGUGAUUUAAUAGGUUAAAGUUCCCAACUUACUGUUUAGUAUUUUUUAAAAAAAACUUGAAACUUUGUUUUCUCUUUGGUGUGAUUUCAAAUAAAAUCAAAUUGAAAUGAAAGUGUUUGUGAUUUUUAUUUGUGUUUUUUAAAGUUAUUGGUAGAGUCUAAUUUAUCCAAUGGAAUUUUUCUGUUGGGUCUUUGUUUUUUUUGUACACUUCAAGAAUAACUGCAUCUUGCUUUAUGGCUACAACAUACAUACUUUGGUUGGAUAAAUUAGGUUAUUUAUUCCAAAUGUGUUAUUGGAAGAAAAUUGUUCAGACAAUAAAAUAAAUAUUAAUAAAGAACUACUUAAAUGUUA